CCAUAGCAGCCCUGAAAGGCCAUUGAAAGUCGGAAGUUGUUUUUGAGUUGGGUGAAACUUGACAAAAUGGCAGAAGACAGCACUUACGAGUCAAUGCUCUGCGUGAAGCCCGAGGUUCAUGUUUACCGCAUCCCACCGAGGGCCUCCAACCGUGGAUAUCGAGCUGCUGACUGGAAGCUGGAUGAGCCAGCAUGGAGCGGUCGUAUGAAGAUCACAGCUAAAGCUAAGAUGGCCUACAUUAAGUUAGAAGACAAAAACACAGGUGAACUGUUUGCACAAGCUCCUGUUGAACAGUAUCCAGGUCUUGCAGUCGAAUCAGUGACAGACUCCAGCAGGUAUUUUGUGAUCCGGAUAGAGGACGGCAAUGGACGUCAUGCUUUUAUCGGUCUGGGUUUUGCUGAUCGAGGAGACUCAUUCGACUUCAACGUUGCUUUACAAGACCACUUUAAGUGGGUGAAGCAAGAAGGUGAGCUUGCAAAAAUGGAGGCUUCUCAGAUCACAGCACCUAAACUGGACCUGAGCUUCAAAGAGGGUCAGACCAUCAAGAUCCACAUUGGGAACAUCAAGAAGAAGGAUACAGCUGCUGCCAAACCAAAGCCAGUGGUUGGAGGUCUGCUCCCACCUCCACCCGGAGGAGCAAAGGUUGGAGGCAUCGUACCGCCACCUGGUGGAGCACAGGCAACCCCUUCUAUUAACACUAACACCGACACUCUUUUAGACUUUGGAUCCAUGGUCCCUGCACCCCAGUCCAGCUCUGAUAUUUGGGGAGAUUUCACAUCUGCAGGUUCAAACUCCAGUAAAGAUGCUGUCAAAUCAGGGUGGGUGCAGUUUAGCUGAAUCCCAAACAAACUCAUGAUCACACUCAUGAUCCAUACAUUCCAUGGAUACAACUGUUGAGGACAAAGAAAAAGAGUGAAGGCGUUCUGUUGGCAAAACUUGACCAGCUCAAUCACUGCACAUGCUCUGCACAGAGUCUGUUUCUGUUGGACAACACACUCUGAAGGAACAACACAGCAAUGUACAAACUCUUUUUUUUUCUUCAAUUUUGUGCUUUUUCCACUCUUCUAUGCAUUGAAAGCAGGUGGUUAAAGGAACAUUUCACAUUACAUUAACUUUUUUUUUUUAAUUUAAUUUGCCAUUCAGCUCUCACUAUAUCACCACCACCUCCCAGAGUUUUCUUUUUUCAUAUUAGAUUUUUUUUAGUUUGGGAAUUUCUAAUACUUGAUCUAUAGAAGCAUCAAAGUUUUUUUUUUUAAUUCUGUUUUUGUAAUUCAUCUAACCAUACUCAUUAUCAUUUUUUAUUUUAGAUAAUUGGCCCGUGUGUAGUUGUAAGUCCCCCACAUAGAAAAUAUCAUCUUUUUAAAUUUUAUCCUAAUGUCAAGUCAGUCAACUGUCAUGUAGUCGUCAUCCAUGUCAUCCUUCAUUUUUCUCUUUCUCAUUUGUUCCUGUUUUUUUAAAGUGCCUUUUACCAAAUAAAUCCUUCUUAAUUAUCAUGACAAUUUAAGAAUGUGUGCCUUUUCUGGGGAAAAAAUGUAUAAAAUGUAAGCGCAUAUUUUCUUGUAAAUAAACAAUUUAUUUCAUUG
Messenger RNA from Cynoglossus semilaevis (tongue sole), 1583 nucleotides. RefSeq names its product NECAP endocytosis associated 2 (gene necap2). The record is from RefSeq and is a predicted model, not a curated record. The transcript is spliced from 8 exons. Gene Ontology annotation, biological process: endocytosis. Bases 67 to 837 code for a protein of 256 amino acids. NCBI's taxonomy places the organism in Eukaryota, Metazoa, Chordata, Actinopteri, Pleuronectiformes, Cynoglossidae. Gene Ontology annotation, cellular component: membrane; clathrin vesicle coat.